AUUAAAACAUGGAGAAGUAAGAGGAUUUCAAUGCAAAAUUGGUCAUUGGUCAGUGGCAAAGACUGAUGCCAUGCCUAACAUUUAUGUAACUGCAGAUGGUAUGGUCAGUAAGGUUCUUCAGAGUACUGCCGGGGAAAAAUUGGACUGGGUUAAAGAUUUUAAAAGAGUUGAACAAUGGAAACGAUAUAAAACAGAUGAUUUAACUGACAGAUUCGACCCAUUCACGCCAAAUAACCGUUUUUCAAUCAAUGCUUAUGUGAAAGAUUUUGGUAAAGUACCAGAAACAAUUAUUCCAUCACCGCUUAAGUAUACAGCUUCAAAAGACAAAAGUAUUCCAUUACCUGAUGCAGACUGGGUUAUUGUACCUGAUUACAAAUAUACCAAAGAGGCUGAAUUUUUAGCAGAAAAGUUGCAUGAUUUGGGUUUGCACAGGUUAGAUAUAAAGCAGACCGAGCCUUCAAAAAGAUUCAUCAGUCUUGCAAUUGGUGACCCGGAAGUUGAACAAAGUGACGAAUCAAUCAACAUAUCUGUAGAAGCCUAUUCUCUGAAUAUAGAACCAGGAAGUCAAAGUAUACAAAUUAGAUCAUUGGGUAAUGCUGGUAUGUUUUAUGGAGUCCAAAGUUUAUUAGGAAUUAUCAAAAGGUCUGCAGGUGGUGUUAUAUAUAAAACCAUAGUGAAAGACGCACCAAGAUUCGAGUACCGUGGAAUGCAUAUAGAUGUGGGAAGGAAUUUCCACAGCAAUACGUCUAUAAUGAAGAUCUUAGACGCUAUGGCUAUGGUUAAAUUAAAUAAAUUACAUUUUCAUCUAACCGACGACGAAGGCUGGCGUUUGGAAAUCCCAGGUUUAGAAGAACUUACGAAGAUAGGUUCGAAGCGUUGUGAUGAUCUGUCUGAGCAAACCUGCAUUAUACCACAACUGGGCUCGGGGCCAGAUCCAUCGACUUCAGGUUCAGGAUAUUACACUGUCGAAGACUACAAAGAAAUUUUGCAGUAUGCUGCAGAUCGCCAUAUAGAGAUCAUACCAGAAGUAGACAUGCCAGGGCAUGCCCAUUCAGCUAUCAAAUCCAUGGUUGCUCGAUCCAAGAAGUUGAAAGAUAUUGGAGACAUGGUCAAUUCUAAUAAAUACUCUUUGAAUGAUCCAGAAGACACAUCUGAUUAUACAUCUAUCCAACUCUUCAACGAUAACUCGAUUAACCCGUGUAUUGAGUCAACUUAUACGUUCGUUCAGCACGUAGUCCAGCAGUUAAAAUUACUCCACAAAGCCAUCAACCCCCUAAAAACCUUUCAUUUUGGGGGGGACGAAGUUGCCGAGGGAUCGUGGUUAAAUUCAACAGCCUGUAAGAAACACGAAGAAUCAAAAUCUGUAGAUGCUCUUAAGGAAUUAUUUACAAGGAGAAUAUCAAACUUGACCAAUGCUGAAGGGUUAGACCUCGCUGGUUGGGAAGAUGGUUUGAAGAAAUCUGGAAAUACUCCUUUUGAUUUGAACAAACUUGUCAAUAGAAAAGUUUAUGGAUAUGCUUGGUCUAAUGUUUGGGAGUGGGGAGCUGCCCCUAGAGCCCAUAUAUUGGCUAAUAAAGGAUACAAGGUGGUAAUGGCCCCAGCAACUCAUUAUUAUUUUGACCAUCCAUAUGAACCUGACCCAUUAGAACGGGGUCACUACUGGGCUGCCAGAUAUACAGACACCAAGAAGGUUUUCGGAUUUAUGCCGAAUAAUUUGUAUGCAAAUGCUGAACUUCAAGUGUCUGGGGAACCAAUCUCAAAGUCCGAAUUCUGUGGUGACGAUGGAAAGAAAUGUCCCGAUUUAGAGAAACCUGAAAAUUUAAUAGGAAUCCAAGGUAACCUUUGGAGUGAGACUGUGCGUCAACCAGAUCAGUUAGAUUACAUGAUAUUCCCUAGGUUGUUAGCACUAGCAGAGAGAGCAUGGCAUAAAGCAGAAUGGGAAAACAUUGAUGAUAAGCAAAGAAGAAACAAGGCAAGAGAUGCUGAUUGGGAGAGAUUUGCAAAUAAUCUUGGCUAUGCUGAACUAAAAUCGUUAGAUAAAAUGAACAUCUCGUACAGAGUUCCACCACCUGGUAUCAAGAAAGAUGGCCAGACUAUGUAUGCCAACUGUGAAAUUCCUGGACUAAAAAUUAUGAUGUCGAAAGACGGUAAGGAUUGGAAACCGGUAUCAAGAGAAGGCAUCCGAGUAGAAGGAAAUUUAAAGUUUGUUACAUUAUCUGCAGAUGAAAAAAGAAGAUCUCGUGAAAUUUUGGUUGAAUCCACCAUCCAACCAACCUCAGGGAGCAUGCCGUACCAGAUUACAUCAAUAGCAAUUAUAUUAACUUGUAUUAUAACAACUGUAGGGAUAUUUGACACCUAACCUAUAUUGCUAACAUGCAUAUGCCGCAAUUUUCUGUAUAGUUUAGUAUUAAUUGGCCUAAUAUAUUUGAGCUAUUGAUAUGAAACUCCUCAUAAUAAACUGAUAGUAAACUGAUUAGCAAAACAAUUAAACUUUAUCGUCUGAAAAAUCUCAAUUUCAGAUAUAAUUUUCAUAAUGGUUCAAAUCUCUCAAUCAUCACGCUUUUGCAUCAUGAUUUUUGGGGUUUUUUUUAUUUUUUUAAUUUGCUAAUAAAAUAGAGCAAAAUUUGGAAU
Messenger RNA from Lottia gigantea (owl limpet), 2631 nucleotides. RefSeq lists its product as hypothetical. The coding region runs from base 71 to 2359 and encodes 762 amino acids. The record is from RefSeq and is a predicted model, not a curated record. Gene Ontology annotation, biological process: carbohydrate metabolic process; glycosaminoglycan metabolic process; ganglioside catabolic process. Gene Ontology annotation, molecular function: beta-N-acetylhexosaminidase activity. The transcript has 9 exons. Lineage: Eukaryota; Metazoa; Mollusca; Gastropoda; Lottiidae. Gene Ontology annotation, cellular component: membrane.